CCUUUCCCUUUCCCUCUUCCUCCAUCUCCUGUAAGCAGACUUUGUUUUUUGCUUUCACUUCUGAUUCAGUGUGACUGUGAAAGCAGUUUGCGUCGCUGCCCCACACCUCGUUUCCUCUUCCCGCCUCUCGCGGCGCAGAUCCCGAAGAUACGGAACUUAGCCGAAUCCUCGCUUCGAAGAAGAACUGGGACUUGGGACCUUACCGAGUGGAUUACAAACGAUCGGUUUUCACGAAAAGCGAAGCUUUUACGAACCAACCGAGGGAAAGGACCUCUCUGGCGUAAAAGAUGACCAACACCAACACAUCCCUGUGGAGCUAUGUCUCCACCAUGUCUCCGGAGCGGUUCAACGGCUUGUAUGAAGAAUUUCCUCAUACUCUACGUUGUCUCCUAGGGGAAUGGCUAGAAACAGAGCCAUGGGAAUUUAUCAACAGAUCAGAUUCUUUCUGUACUCUUCUGGCUGGAAGGCUGCUAUCUGCCAUGGUGGAGAAGAUACAAGAUCUUGCCAACAAGAACUGCAAUUCUGCUGCUCAGAUUCUUCAGUUUGUUGUCAACAUUGAGAGCAGAUAUCGGAAAGAUCCACUGCAGCUGGCAAAUGUUAUAAAAAGGAUCUUGGAAGCAGAGCAAACAGCAGUUCAACAGCAGCAUCAACACGUUCCCCUUGUCAUCGAACGUCAGCGGGAAGAACUGAUGUUUCGAUUCAGCAUACAGAAGCUACAAUACAGACUUCAGGAGAUUCAAACUCUCCGGGAAAGCUUCCAGCAGAUGAAGGGCAACACCAGAGCUCCAAUGUCACAAAACUCACUGGACUGUCAAUUUCCAAUUCAAGAGAACCUGCCAGCAAGUUCUCUUCAAAGCCUUCAAGGACUGUUCAUGAAGAUGGACAGUGAGCUAGAAGAGGCCAAGAAGAAGGUUCUGAUGAGGCUUCUGAUUUGGAAGAGGCAGCAGCAAUUGGCUGGGAAUGGAAGUCUGUUUGAUGAGGACUUGUCCCCGCUGCAAAAGAGGUUGGAAUGCCUGGUAGACAUUUGGUUCCAGUUUCGCCAGCAAUUGAUUACAUCUGGAGUUGAGCUUCAAUCUCAUAUUCGAGAACAUCUUGAUGAUACAUUCAACUCUCUUAUACAAAAUUCCUUCUUGGUGGAAAAACAGCCCCCGCAAGUUUUAAAGACGCAGACCAAAUUUCAAGCCAGUGUCCGCUUCCUGCUGGGACCUCAGUUACUCAAACAUCCGCCAACAUCAUUUCUGGUCACGGCUGACAUUGUGACAGAGAAACAGGCCCGGGAACUGACUGCCAACCAUUCUGCCUCUGUCUUUAGUGAAGGCACUGGAGAGAUUGUAAACAACACGGCGUCGCUGGAUAUAAAUGCCUCCAGCAAUUCUUGUACUGCUCAGUUCAAAAAUUUGCUUCUCAAAAAGAUCAAGCGUUGUGACCGCAAGAGUACAGAAUCCGUAACGGAAGAGAAAUGUGCUGUCCUCUUCAGCACCAGCAUCUGCCUUGGACCCAAACAAACCAACUUCCACCUACAGGCUCUGUCGCUUCCCAUUGUGGUAAUUGUGCAUGGAAAUCAGGACAACAAUGCCAAAGCCACCAUCUUAUGGGACAACGCCUUUGCUGCUCCUGAUCGCAUUCCCUUUGUGGUGGCUGAGCGUGUUAGUUGGAAGGCAAUGUGUGACACACUCAACCAGAAGUUCCUUGCUGAGGUGCAAACCACAAAAGGUCUACUCAAGGACCAUUACUUCUUCUUGGCCCAGAAGAUCUUUGGUGACAAUAUCACCACUCUAGAGGAACUGCAGAGAUGCCACGUGUCUUGGUCCCAAUUCAAUAAGGAGAUGCUUCCUGGUAGAGGAUUCACAUUUUGGCAAUGGUUUGAAGGCAUCCUUGACCUCACCAAGAAAUAUCUGAAGAACUAUUGGUCUGACAGAUUGAUCAUGGGCUUUGUCAGCAAGCAGUAUGUUUUCAAUUACCUGAGCAAUGCUCCAGCUGGGACUUUCCUGUUACGUUUCAGUGACUCUGAGAUUGGUGGCAUCAGCAUCGCCUAUGUUUCCUACUUCCCAGAUGGUUCCACUCAGGUGGAGAACAUCCAGCCAUUCACAGCAAAGCAAUUGUCCAUUCGUUCACUAGCUGACUGUGUUCUGGAUCUCCCACAGCUCCAUAUGCUUUUUCCUAACAGACCCAAACACGAGGCUUUCAGAAGAGACUACAACACAGAGACACGAAAAAACACCAGCAGUUACGUCCCAGCCACGAUAAAGAUAACUGUAGACUCACCCUGCUUAUUCCCUACAUCAAUUCAGAAACCAGUUGACACUCUGGGCAGCUCUAAUGUGAAUCUUGCAGUCCAUUCUGAUUCAACUUAUCAUGACCCGCCAGUCAUGGUUCCAUCACCCAUUGGAACAUCUUUACCCAGCAGCACAGCAUAUGGAAGCUCACAGUUGCCAUUUGACUUAAUGACUUGCUCAUACCCUUCGGGCAAUGCUUCGCCUCUUGGUCCAAUGGAUUCAUACCCCAUGUGCCAAGAUGUAGAGAUGCCGGACCUCUCUAUGCAGAUUGAGAACACCAUAACAUACUCAGAGAAUCUUCAGCUCCAUGUAAUGGCAGACCCAUUAAGAGUGGCUGAAACCAUUUCCCCACCUUCCAGUGAAGAGUUUGAAAAGCUUCUGCACCCAGACCAAGACCUGCACCCGGACCUUCACUUUUGCCAUAAUCCAGUGUGAUCCAUUUUUAUGUGCUUGUCGUCUUUCUCUCUAAUACCUUGGAGAUACUUUAAUGGACCUUUUAUGUACUUCUCCCUAUCAAGCCUGGACAUAAACAGUGAUGGCUGGCAACCCAGAAGACUUACUGUGUACAGAAAACUACUCCUGGGCCUAUCUGCAUGUCUACUUCAUCCAGUUAGAUCUUUGCAAAUUCUUUUGAACCAAGACCUGCUUCAGUUGUGUGCCAAGUCAGCUCUGCCUAAAUUGUCAGCGCAGCCAAUGGAGCAAGAGAGGGUCGCCCACUCACUCACAUCUCCUUUGCUGUGGGCAAUAAUGCCUGGGGGAAGGGGGACAAAUAUGAUGCACUAGCACCUCUUUGUGUUUUAUCACUUAUGUGUUACCUCUGGAUCGCAAGGGAAAUUUUGUAAUUUUUCAAUUAUAGAAUAUUAGAUUAACUUUUAUCAGUACCAGCGGCCAAGAAAGAAAACAUUUCAUCAGGAACUUCCGAAGAAAAUCUCUUUGUUCAUUUAAUGUAGGUAAAAUUUUGGUUGGGCUGCUGAUUCUUUCAUGUAUUUAGAUGGAUCAGUUGGGCAAAUGAAAAGAUUCCAAUGGAGUCUUCAUUAUUUUUCAUUUCUCCUUUGGAAGAAGAGACACCGCAUUUCCUCCCAGAAUUUAAUGUUCCACCCAGGAGCCUUUCUCCGCAUCAUACACAAUUGUUAGGCAGAGUGAAGUGACCAUCUCAGACCAAAACAAGAGCAAUGGUGGGGAAGUGUUGUAUUUCACAUGGCCUGCCUUACCGAUUUGCCAAAGUAACCCGCUGCCUUAGGUAUGGUGGUGAAUGCAAUCUUCCCCGCAAGUUUUUGUCCAUAGUUUUGGGGGCAGGGAGGUGCGAUUCAAUUUUCAUCCAAACAGCUGCAAAAUAUUUUGGUCCAGUUUUGCCAACUUGCAGUUCCUCUAUAAAAGAUGGAACCUAGAUUUUUUACACCUUUUUUCUGAUCCUGAGUGAAUUUUGGAUUCUUGAGUUAUGGACUACAGCACCUACCAUAUGCCAUUUUUUCUGGGUAGAACAAUGUAAAAUCCAGAUUUCUCCUAUAUUAUCAGCUAACACAGCCCAACCUUUUAUACUAGAUUUCCUGUUGUACAUAUUCUAUCCUCAUUUGCCAAUAUCCUGGUAAAAGGUGCAGUGUAAAAUAACCCAUAAAAUAAUACUUUAUUCCAAAAUAACAAAAUAAAUAAUCUAUU
This is a messenger RNA of Thamnophis elegans (Western terrestrial garter snake), 3932 nucleotides long. It is a transcript of the gene STAT6, whose product is annotated as signal transducer and activator of transcription 6. Bases 288 to 2711 code for a protein of 807 amino acids. Gene Ontology annotation, biological process: regulation of cell population proliferation; cytokine-mediated signaling pathway; response to peptide hormone. The transcript is spliced from 21 exons. Gene Ontology annotation, molecular function: RNA polymerase II cis-regulatory region sequence-specific DNA binding; DNA-binding transcription factor activity, RNA polymerase II-specific. NCBI's taxonomy places the organism in Eukaryota, Metazoa, Chordata, Lepidosauria, Squamata, Natricidae. The record is from RefSeq and is a predicted model, not a curated record.